Messenger RNA from Uranotaenia lowii, 2173 nucleotides. Its product is annotated as protein FAM117B-like. The coding region runs from base 409 to 1605 and encodes 398 amino acids. The record is from RefSeq and is a predicted model, not a curated record. The transcript is spliced from 5 exons. Lineage: Eukaryota; Metazoa; Arthropoda; Insecta; Diptera; Culicidae.
CUUUCUGCUGCAUGGCUGGUGGCUUGCGUACUCCCACAAGUCGUGAGUGAACAACGGAAGAGCAAGACAAAGGCCCAUCAAAGAUCGCGCAACCAGACUAAUUCCAAAAUUCCGGAAUCCGUUCCGUCGGUUUUGCAGAAUGUGAUUGCCAUCAUCGUGCACAUACAUCGUAUUGCUAGUUUUUCUCUGUGUCGAGUGUUUUUCCGCUGCCAUUAUGAGUGCUUAAUGCAAGUUGAGGGUUUUUUUUCGUUUGGAAAAUUUUUAAGUUUAGCAAUUUUGUCUUUUCCCUUCGGACGGUUCAUGUUCUCAGGACUAAAGGCGAAGCGUGGAACGGGAUUUGAUUGACUGUGAAGCCUUAAUUUUUUUUUCUCCAAAUACAUUGGAAUAGACAAUUUUCAUCCUAACAAAAUGUCCAGUCGAGUGCGGAAACAGAACGAGCCGAUGAAGGCAUUUGUCCCGGUAAGUUCACUGCUGGUACGUGGCUCGGUGCAUUGUAACAGUGCGGGUGCAGCAGCAAGUGGGGGAGCCAUCGGAUCUAAAUCACUUUCGGCAAACUUGUCCCCUCCGAUAAGACACAUCUCACCGGAACAUGCAAUUUCCGGCAAUCGGAGUCCUGGUGCUCUGAGCUACAAAGGCAAAGUACUGAAUUUAAACGAAGGAGCUAUACGGAGGACCGCAUCGCUGGAUGCCCUGUAUCUAAGACCGGCUCCUUCCUGGAGUCUGCUCAGCUCUACUUUGCUUCAGCUUGACAAAGCAACCCAGACGGAAGAAUCGUUUCUGGAGCGCACACGGGGCAGCACCUGGGUCGGCAGCAAUGCCGGAAUGGGUCCCUCGGCUGAAUCCUCUCCGAUCAUAACCCGAUCGGAGGAGACCACACCGACUGAUCUGAAAAUGGAAAAAGUGAUAAGACAAAGACUGCAGCGUACGCAUCGUGGCGAACAUUCCGUUAGUUCGCAAACACUGAGCCCUAACCAUGCAAAAGCAAGCCCCGUUUCGAUACCUCCACGUACCUGUCCGCCUGUUCAUAUGCGUCCUAUGCGGAGUUCCGUAGAAGGAUUGAACCAGGAAAUCGAAAAACUCGUCCUGUUCACAAGCCAACCGCAUACCUGUCGAUCUGAUCUAGAAAUGUAUUCUCGGGGCACACCCGAGGGACAUCGCGCACCACUGGCUGAGCUGUUCCACGCUGCUGGGGGUGGUGGAACCGGUGUUAGCGAUACUCGGUCUGUCAAUACUCAAACACCGCUAGGCGACCGGUUGUCAUCGGAUGAUGGAAGCCAGAGUACUUCGCCCGAUGAUGGGGCGGCUGUUUCGAGCGCUUCGCCUAGAAUAAACAAGUUUCUGGCCAGAGAACCUCCGGAUGGUUGUGAGAAGGUAAACUUAAAAUUGACCGAAGCUGACACGAAUACAAACAUGACGCAUUUCAAACCGUGCGUCGCAUUCCAGUUGCGACCGUCACUCGGCUCGGCGUUUCAACCGCUGCAGCCAAUUCCGACAUUGAAGACAACUCCGGAAAACACGCUGGAUGAAGAACAAGCAUCCGGCGACUCGGAUGUUUCCCAACAAAAGCCUGUAUCGGCCUUCAUCGGCGAAGACGACGGUAAAUGAGUUAUGUUUAUGCAAACCAAGAGCUAGGGCACUUAUGAAAAUCGUAGCACUUUCCGGUUCACACACGCUCGGUACAACACAUGGCUGACACACCAACAUUAAGAGGUAAAAUAAGAAAAAUCAUCCACAAAUGGUAGGUACAACACUCUUGUCGAUUAAAUACUACAUUAUUUUCGUAAACUCAUUAAAAAAAACUUCUCUGACACUGAUAAACUGAAAUAAAACUGCGCCACAUUUAUCGUAUAUUUAUAAAGUAGAGUGCUUCUUAUUGUAUGACAGUGGAAAACCACCAUUAUGUUUGGUUUAAUUGAAAGGAUACAAUUCGAUUCGCCGUUUCUAUAUAUGUUUGGGUUUGAAUAAGACUUUUUUUUCCUUCAACUGUAACCCUUAAUGUGAAACGAAUGUACGUAUAUUAUCGGAGAAAUGAAAUGGUCACAUUACAAAUGUUGUGUUGAAAAUAUUGUGACAUGUCUGUAAAUAAUAGGAAGAAGAGCAAUGCAGGAAAGAUAAGCUCAUUUAAACAGCUACCAGGAAAUUAAGUCUAACUCUCAAAAGUAAUUUAACAUUU